Megalops cyprinoides (Indo-Pacific tarpon) is the source of this 745-nucleotide messenger RNA. RefSeq names its product CCHC-type zinc finger, nucleic acid binding protein b (gene cnbpb). The record is from RefSeq and is a predicted model, not a curated record. Gene Ontology annotation, cellular component: cytoplasm. Bases 117 to 602 code for a protein of 161 amino acids. Gene Ontology annotation, biological process: positive regulation of cytoplasmic translation. Gene Ontology annotation, molecular function: translation regulator activity; zinc ion binding; single-stranded RNA binding. NCBI's taxonomy places the organism in Eukaryota, Metazoa, Chordata, Actinopteri, Elopiformes, Megalopidae. The transcript has 5 exons.
AGGGGGGAGAGAUACCAGAGGCUCGUGUGCAAACCGCGUGUGGCGCAGCGGAGAGAGGAGGAACCGAAAAUAAACAGCAACGAAUCACGUAGCUAAGUAGCUUACUGAUAGUGGAAAUGAGUAGCAACGAGUGCUUUGGGUGCGGCCGCUCAGGCCACUGGAUCAAGAACUGCCCCAAUGCCGGACGUGGGCGUGGCAAGGGCCGUGGACGAGGAAAAGAUCUUUUCUGCUAUCGCUGUGGAGAACCAGGCCACGUUGCCAGGGACUGUGAGCGGACUGAGGAUGCAUGCUACAAUUGUGGCAGGGGUGGUCACAUCUCCAGGGACUGCAAGGAGCCCAAGAAGGAGAGGGAGCAAUGCUGCUACAACUGUGGCAAGGCGGGCCACAUGGCACGUGACUGCGACCAUGCCAACGAGCAGAAGUGCUACUCUUGUGGAGGAUUCGGUCACAUCCAGAAAGGUUGUGAAAAAGUCAAGUGCUACAGGUGUGGUGAGAUCGGUCACGUUGCUGUACAGUGCAGCAAGGCGAGUGAAGUCAACUGCUAUAACUGCGGCAAGUCUGGGCACUUGGCGAAAGAAUGCACCAUCGAGGCCACAGCUUAAACCGUUUCCUUUGUCGCCCCUCCUUUUUCUGAUUGAUGGUUGUAUUAUUUUCUCUGAAUCCUCUUCACUGGCCAAAGGUUGGCAGAUAGAGGCUAGUCCCAGGCCAGUGAGCUCUUGACAUGUAAAAUGAGGAAAGGGGUGGA